Messenger RNA from Prunus armeniaca (apricot), 198 nucleotides. The record is from the annotation of a GenBank genome assembly. NCBI's taxonomy places the organism in Eukaryota, Viridiplantae, Streptophyta, Magnoliopsida, Rosales, Rosaceae.
AUGGAGACACAUGAAGUUCACAUGGAAGAAAUCCGCAAAGUUACUUUCAAGCUUCUUCCACUGAUGGGUUUAAGUUACUCUCUGGUGGUUGUUUUAGAAAAAGCCGUUGCCUCUGUGUGCUUUGUUCAUGUUGUGCCUGUUCACAAAUUUUCCUUUCCUGAUUAUAACAUGACCCUCCCCUCUGCAGUUGAAGGGUGA